GGGGGGAUCUCUAUUGCUUGGCAUUCUGGGAAGCUCCUGGGCAGGAAAAGGCGCGAAAGUAAGCGCGUGUCACGGAAUGUCACAAGCUGAGUGUAGUGGGAAGUGGCAAUUUGUCUUUGUUUAUUAUUUUAACUGUCAUGUCUGUAAGUCGCGAUAAGAGGAAAGGUUUGCCGAAAAUUUCAAUUGUAAAUGACAGAUGCAGAGCCACUGCAGAACUUUCUCGAGAUUUGCAAUUGUAUACUAUUCCUCCUUCGUUCAUUGUACCACUCGCGGAAGUGUAUCGUUCAGUGACUGAACGAUUAGAAGUGUUAAGAAUUCUUCAACACACCCUUCCAAAAGUUCUCGCCAAAAAUGUGGAAGAUCAGAAGUCUGCUGUGUUACAACAAUUGCAAAAGCAGGGACUCAUAACAUAUGCCAAAUUACUGGUUUCUUGUGGCCAUGGAGAGACUGGUGUUGUAAUUAAGGAACGCACAGCUGAUUAUGUUUCUCACUUCUUUCUGCGUCUUAUUUAUUCACAAUCAGAGAAUUGGAGACAUUGGUUUCUAAAUAGAGAAUUAGAACUUUUUCGUUUACGCUUUCAUUCUUUGAAUGCAGAAGGAGUCACAAACUUCUUGGAGGAAUAUGGACUUUGGUUUACACCAAUUUCAGAUGAAGAGAAGAAGUCGAUGAUGCACAAUCUUCUUACUUCAACUGCAAAUAUGUCACAAGCUGAUGUUGCAACCACCACUUUCUUCAAAGUUCCAUACAUUGACGUGCUGGACUUGAUUUCAGAUCGCAAGGUUUAUAUGAGUGGAGGAUAUGCCUUUAUUCCAUUCAAAGAUAUUACUUCAGUUUUCUGCACUCUAUUCAAAAACCACUUGUGUCGGGCCCUGGAGGAGCUGUCUGUUAGUGAUGUAGAAGAAGUGAAAUCAGAUGAACGGUUUCAACCCUUAAUUGGCCAUGCUGAAUGGUUUUUGCAUAAAACCAAUAAUUCAGGGGAAACUGUUGUUGCAGAGGAAGAUUUGGAUGCACUGUCGCAAGAAUCAUUUCCUCCUUGCAUGAGGCAGUUGCACGAAUCAAUAAGAAAGACGCACCAUGCAAAACAUGGUGCGCGCUUGCAGUAUGGUCUUUUCUUAAAGGGAAUUGGACUCCCUUUAGAAGAAUCUAUAAAAUUUUGGAAAACUGAGUUAACAAAAAUUAUGACAAGGGAAAAGAAGGAAUAUCUGUAUUCCAUUCGCCACAGUUAUGGGCAAGAAGGUAGGCGAGUGUCUUAUACUCCCUACAGUUGUGCCAAGAUUUUAUCAGAAACAAUUGGAAUAGGAGAUUGCCAUGGCUGUCCAUUUAAACAUAAUAGUGCACAAAUACUUAAAAAUAGAUUUGAAAGUUAUGGCAUUCCACCAUCAGGUCUACAGAUUAUAAUGAACUUGGUAUUUGAGGGACAGUACCAACUUGCAUGCUCCAAGUAUUUUGAAAUAAUACAUUCUUCUACACUUGAAAAAGUCAUAUGUGACCCAAAUGAAUUCUUCAAACAAAGUCAAAAGAUCCGUUGCAAUUAUGAAGAAAAACUGAAAGAGAAUUAUGGACGAAAUGGAAAUAUCAAAUUUGUCAAAACAGAUAAAGCUCUUGUUGCUGUUACCAUCAGUGAGUCUCAUAAGAGCAAAGAUGAUAAUUCUAAGUAGUAGUCUUAUCUCAAAUUAUUUUUAUCAUCAAGAAAAAAAAAAAAAAGAAAUUGCAAUUGUGGAGAGUACAGACCGUACUUCUUGUAGAUCUUCGCAAACAAAGUAUGUCGAAGAAAAUGUUUUAAACUUGUGGUAAGAACACAAAUUGCAUUUUUACAUUUUACUGUAAUUAUAUUGUGUAAAAUUAUGUAACAAACCUAUAAAUGAGAAUGAUACAUCAUUUUAUUGACCUGCGUAGGAAUGUACAAUUUAUUUCUGUCAAUUUAAGUGUAUUUAAAUUAUUAAUUUAUUAUUGUUUACAAAAUGUCAUAUUAUGUACAUUUUGUUAAUAGAAAAUAUUGUAUAUAGAAGUCAUGCUAAUAAAAAGAUCUUACCCAGUUA
Gryllus bimaculatus (two-spotted cricket) is the source of this 2039-nucleotide messenger RNA. Lineage: Eukaryota; Metazoa; Arthropoda; Insecta; Orthoptera; Gryllidae. The record is from the annotation of a GenBank genome assembly.